CCCACCUUCUUUUCCAAAUUGCUGAUUUUGUGGUCAACAGGUCCCAAACGAACAAGCACUUGUAUGUUGUUGGCACCAGUGUCCCUCUACUAGCUCGUGUUCGGUAGUUGUUCUUUGCGAUCAGAGAAAGAAGACAUGUCAGGCCCUCAGUGCUGCUCGAACCCACCGACCCUGAACCCAACCAGUGGAUCUGGCCAUGUUGAGAAGCUUGGUGGUCUCGACUCCUACCUCACUGGCUCUCCUGACUCUAAGCUUGCCAUUGUUCUUGUCUCUGACAUUUUUGGGUAUGAUGCUCCAAACUUGAGGAAGCUUGCAGACAAAAUUGCAGCUGCUGGCUUCUUUGCCGUGGUCCCUGACUUCUUUUAUGGAGACCCUUAUGUACCUGCAGCUGAUGGAUCCCUUGACUCUCUACCUGCUUGGCUGAAAGGACAUGGAGCGGACAAAGGAUUUGAAGAUGUCAAAGUAGUUAUUGAAGCUCUAAAAAGUAAAGGUGUUUGUGCAAUCGGUGCUGUAGGCUUCUGUUGGGGAGCCAAGGUUGUAGUUGAACUUGCAAAGGGUGACUUUAUCCAAGCUGCUGUUCUGGCUCAUCCUUCAUUUGUCACUCUUGAUGAUAUCAAGGCUGUUAAGGUUCCCAUAUCUAUACUCGGAGCUGAGAUUGAUCGGAUGUCUCCACCUGAACUCGUGAAACAAUUUGAAGAGGCUUUGACCGCAAAGUCUGAGAUAAAAAGUCAUGUGAAGAUAUUCCCAAAAGUGUCGCAUGGAUGGACUGUGAGGUAUGAUGUUUCAGACAAAGAAGCUGUGAAGCCUGCUGAGGAGGCUCAUAAAGACAUGUUGGACUGGUUUGUGAACCAUGUCAAGUGAAUGGUAUCAUCAUUGUAGUGUUAUAUUGUCACCUAAGAUGAGAACAGUGUGGAUCUUAUGGUUAAAUAAGGGCUACUUUUAAUGUAGCAAUGUUGUUUGUAAAUUUGUUCCUUGGCUUUACUGCAAUGCUUGAACUCCAGUAUAUUUUUCUGUCCUUUAAGAUGAGAAUAGUGUGGUAGCUUAAUAGCUUAUAUAUGUUUUGAAAAUGGUGGUGCUGAUGAAGUAGUAGCUGCUACAUCCAUGAGAUGAAGUUAUUAGGAAAGGUUACAAUGCAGAUUAUGUUCCGCUGGAUUAAAUGGGUUUCUAUAGACUUGGCCGUUGAAAACUCAUAUGAGAUUCCAUUAUUGCGAACUUACAAUAUUAGCAUGUU
Fragaria vesca subsp. vesca is the source of this 1231-nucleotide messenger RNA. RefSeq names its product endo-1,3;1,4-beta-D-glucanase-like. Bases 136 to 861 code for a protein of 241 amino acids. The record is from RefSeq and is a predicted model, not a curated record. Gene Ontology annotation, molecular function: hydrolase activity. The transcript is spliced from 7 exons. Lineage: Eukaryota; Viridiplantae; Streptophyta; Magnoliopsida; Rosales; Rosaceae.